Messenger RNA from Striga asiatica, 315 nucleotides. Lineage: Eukaryota; Viridiplantae; Streptophyta; Magnoliopsida; Lamiales; Orobanchaceae. The record is from the annotation of a GenBank genome assembly.
AUGUCGAAUUUGUUCGUGCAAGAUAUAAAUAAGGAUGGGUUUAGGCAUAAAUUGGCUGAAGAGGUUCGGCUCGAAAAAGGCAAUUCGAGGGCCUUCGCAGGCCCGUUGAGGCUGCUUCGCGUGUGGGGCCGGGUGUAUGCAAUGGGCGGGCAGUUGAGCUUCGCGAUUGGAAACUCGCAGUCAGUGGACGUGUACUGCCUCGGGACUCGUGCAUUGCUGCAGAUUAAGAAGGGGUGUGUCGGGUGUCAACACUGCACGGCGCCGCUCAUUUUUCACCGCCAUCUGCAAUACGUGUCGUACCCAUACGUCGCAUAA